UAGUAAGAGAUCCAUGGUUUCAGAUUACGACGCCCUCCUUCCCCUUUUUUGUUUUUUCCACUUUACAAUCUCUCUCUAUAAAUCUCUCUCGAUAUCUCUCUCGACAUAUAAAUCUCCCUCCCUCCCAAAACUUAAAGAGUGUACAAACACGGCUUCUCUUCUUAUCCUUCACUGAUUUGCACUACCUUCUGAUUCCUCCCCAUUAUAUUACAAUACUUAUUACAAUAUUACACACAGACUCUGCAUUUCUUUGCGUAUAUAUUUUGUACGUGCAGGAGAAAUAUUCGUCAAGCGAAGAAAUGAUGGAGUUUAGGGGAAGAGGGGUUUGUUUUGAGUAUGAGGUUUAAUUAGUGGUUGUUGAUUAUCGAUGAUGCUCUUUCUUGUUUGAACAGAUUGGGGAGGAGGUCUGGGAUAUGAAAAAUCUCGGUUGGACCUCGGGAAGAGGUUUUGAUAUUGGGUCGUUAAACAUGGAGAAGAAAUGGGCAUUUCCUCUAAUUAUAACUUCACUUGUAUGUGUCUUCCUACUUGUAACCUCCUUCAACAUAGGUCUAGUUUCUUCUUUACAUACAUUCAAUGCAAUCUUCUCAAUAUUUCCAUCGCGGGUUAUCGCGAAUCAAACUAGAAUGUCUUUUGCUGAAGAAAAAAUUAAGGGUCCUCCACCGCCUCCUGCUGGUCCAGCAAUUCCUCGUUUUGCCUAUCUGAUUUCUGGUUCACAGGGUGAUCUAGAAAAGCUCUGGAGGACUCUUCAUACUCUUUACCAUCCUUUGAAUCAUUAUGUACUUCAUUUGGAUCUUGAAUCUCCGGCAGAGGAACGGCUGGAGCUGGCUUCCCGAGUGGAAAAGGAACCAGUUUUUGCUGAAGUUGGAAAUGUAAUGAUGAUUACAAAAGCUAAUAUGGUUACCUAUAGAGGACCCACCAUGGUAGCUAAUACUCUUCAUGCAUGUGCCAUACUUCUAAAGAGAACAAAGGAUUGGGACUGGUUUAUUAACCUCAGCGCUUCUGAUUAUCCUCUGGUGACUCAAGAUGAUCUUCUCUCCACUUUUAUUGAUUUGAGACGGGAUCUGAAUUUUAUUGAACACACAAGCCGCUUGGGAUGGAAGGAGGAAAAAAGGGCACUGCCAUUAAUUAUAGACCCAGGACUUUACAAAACGACAAAGUCAGACAUCUUCUGGGUUACACCUCGGAGAACUUUGCCUACGUCCUUUAAGCUGUUUACAGGUUCUGCUUGGAUGAUCCUGUCACACUCGUAUGUAGAGUACCUUGUAUGGGGUUGGGAUAAUCUUCCAAGAACACUGCUUAUGUAUUACACCAAUUUUGUCUCCUCCCCCGAAGGUUACUUUCAGACCGUGAUUUGCAAUGUUCCUGAUUAUGCUCCAACCGUAGUAAACCAUGACAUGCACUACAUUGCUUGGGACAUUCCACCAAAGCAACAUCCUCAUAUUUUGUCCCUAAACGAUUCAAGUAAAAUGAUUGAAAGUGGUGCUGCCUUUGCCCGAAAAUUUAAGGAGGAUGACCCUGUUUUGGACAAAAUCGACAAAGAACUACUAGGCCGAAAAAAGGGGAGCUUCACCCCUGGUGGUUGGUGUUCUGGAAGUCCUCCUUGCUCCAAGGUUGGGAAUCCGAAAAAGCUCAAACCAGGUCCUGGAGCUCAGAGGCUUCGGGGCCUUGUAGAUAAAUUAAUGUAUUCAGCUAUGUCAGAUCAAAAGCAGUGUCACUAGAUUCUUAUUAGUCUAGGACUAGUUAAAGAACUGAUGAUCUUGCUUGUGGGGAGAAGUAUAUAAUGUAUGAAGGUGUCUUAUUUCAAUCCACAAGACCAACAAUAAAUGUUGGGAUAUUAAUAGCAAAGCACAUUUUGGUAAUCUAUAGGUGUUUCAAGAUC
Molecule: messenger RNA, 1879 nt
Organism: Daucus carota subsp. sativus
Lineage: Eukaryota; Viridiplantae; Streptophyta; Magnoliopsida; Apiales; Apiaceae
Product: beta-glucuronosyltransferase GlcAT14A
Exons: 5
Coding region: 414-1718 (434 amino acids)
Cellular component (GO): membrane
Molecular function (GO): glucuronosyltransferase activity
Source: RefSeq, a predicted model, not a curated record